Molecule: messenger RNA, 714 nt
Organism: Prunus armeniaca (apricot)
Lineage: Eukaryota; Viridiplantae; Streptophyta; Magnoliopsida; Rosales; Rosaceae
Source: the annotation of a GenBank genome assembly
AUGGAGAAUUCACAAGAUUUAUGCAACACAGAGGGAGAUGGGGAUGGAAGGAAGGCCGUGGCUUCUACUUCUUAUACCCCAACAGCAGGUAGCUCUGGGUAUCGGUUGUUUGGUCGUCAAGGGUCAGUGCACAACUCCUUGGGUGGAGGUCAAGCUGCUGAUGUUUUGUUGUGGAAGCGGGGGCGUGUUUCCUUUGGUGCUAUCGUUGUUGCUACAAUUUCUUGGCUCCUCUUUGAGCGGUCUGGAUUAUCAUUCUUAUCAAUUUGUUCAGAUGUCUUGCUGAUUUUGGUUGUACUGUUAUUUCUUCGAGCCAACUAUGCUGUUUUCAGAAAUAAACAAUUACAAACAUUACCGGAGCUAGUACUAUCAGAGGAAAUGGUUAAUAAUGCUGCAGCAUCAUUUCGUGUCAAAAUCAACAAUGUGCUGCUUAUGGCUCAUGACAUCACGCUUGGCAAAGACUUUAGACUGUUCUUCAAGGUGGUGGUUUGUCUGUGGCUAUUGUCUGUCAUAGGCAGCUUUUUCUCAUUCUUUACACUUGCUUAUAUUGGUUCAAUCAUAUCAAUAACACUUCCUGCCUUGUACAGCAAAUAUGAAGAGACUGUGGACGGGUGUUACGGAAAGAUCCACCGACAAUUUUCAAAGCAUUAUAAAAUCGUGGAUGAGGGUGUUUUCAACAGACUUCCGAGAACUGUACCCAAGGACAAAGAUUCCUAA